Pterocles gutturalis (yellow-throated sandgrouse) is the source of this 1191-nucleotide messenger RNA. RefSeq names its product lysosomal acid lipase/cholesteryl ester hydrolase-like. The record is from RefSeq and is a predicted model, not a curated record. Gene Ontology annotation, molecular function: hydrolase activity, acting on ester bonds. Gene Ontology annotation, biological process: lipid metabolic process. NCBI's taxonomy places the organism in Eukaryota, Metazoa, Chordata, Aves, Pterocliformes, Pteroclidae.
AUGUGGUGCCUCCUUGUGCUGCUCUGCUCCCAAGGAAUUGCCACAGGAUUCGCAACACCCUCCACUCUGAAUUCAGACAAAAGCCAGUGCAGGAAGACUCGCAACCCUGAAUGCUUUAUGAACGUUAGUGAAAUUAUCAGAUACCAUGGAUACCCCAGUGAGGAAUAUCAAGUUACCACGGAGGACGGAUACAUUCUUACUGUUUUCAGAACAAACAGCCAAAAUACAGGGCAAAAGCCUGUAGUCUUCCUACAGCAUGCUUUUCUAGGAGACGCUACCCACUGGAUUUCUAACCUGCCCAACAACAGCUUGGGCUUCCUGCUCGCAGAUGUUGGCUAUGAUGUCUGGAUGGGAAACAGCCGAGGGAACACUUGGUCUUUAAAACACAAGACUCUUAAUCCCAACCAGAAAGAAUUCUGGCAGUUCAGCUUUGAUGAAAUGGGUAAAUACGAUAUUCCAGCAGAGCUGUACUUCAUCAUGAAUAAAACUGGACAGAAGGACGUAUACUAUGUUGGUCACUCUGAAGGCUCAACAUCAGGCUUCAUAGCAUUUUCUACAUACCCUGAGCUGGCUAAACGGGUGAAAAUGUUCAGCGCUCUGGGCCCAGUAACCACAUGCUCACGUGCUACAAGCCCUCUGAUUAAGCUGACAAAUGUUCCUGAACCGAUGCUCAGGUUCCUAUUUGGCUUCAAAGGAGCCCUCCACCAAAUCGGAUUCCUGAAAGGACCUGCAACACAGUUAUGUGCAAGCCUGGAUAAGUUUUGUGGCCAUAUACUCUGCUACAUAGCUGGAGGCAGUAUAAAAAAUAUGAACAUGAGUCGAAUAGAUACAUACGUAGGACAUUCCCCUGCUGGAACAUCAGUACAGAACAUUAUUCAUUGGCAUCAGAUAGUAUAUGCAGACCGAUUCCAAGCUUAUGACUAUGGCUCUAACGAAAACAUGAAGAAAUACAAUCAGUCUUCUCCACCUGUGUACAAGAUUGAGAAGAUAAGCAUACCAAUUGCUGUUUGGAGCGGUGGACAAGACAAAUUUGCAGAUCCAAAAGACAUGGCAAAGCUCCUUCCUCGGAUUACUAAUCUCAUUUACCAUGAGCAUUUUCCUGCUUGGGGACAUCUUGAUUUUAUCUGGGGCCUUGAUGCAACUGAGAGAAUGUAUCAGAAAAUCAUUGAACUAAUGGUAAAAUACUUUUGA